Molecule: messenger RNA, 2169 nt
Organism: Microcebus murinus (gray mouse lemur)
Lineage: Eukaryota; Metazoa; Chordata; Mammalia; Primates; Cheirogaleidae
Source: RefSeq, a predicted model, not a curated record
GAGAUCCCAGCGGGUCACCGGGCACAGCCCACAAGCCCCGAGACGCGCGCGCGCCCGCGCUGUGCACGCCGGGAGUUGUAGUUCCUCCUCCUCCUCUCUCUCCCUGAGAGCCGAGCUUUCGUAGCCCGAGCGCCCCAAGCGGCACGCAGGCUCAGUGAUGCGCGGCGCGCUCGGACGGCGGGGAGCGUUUCCUAGCAACCGGGUGGGGGGGAGCGGCUACGUCACGGUGGCAGCUUCUAAGCGCUGCUGGUCACCGUAAGGGCCGCGGGGUGUACCCUCCAGCAGCUGCAGGCUGGUGGAAGCGCUCCUCAUAGCUCUGUGUCCUCAAGUCUUGGUUCGCCUUUACCCGCCUAUCGCGCUCCUGGUGGCAGAGAGCAGCCUCCCGCCGCGACCCCGCCGCCGAGGCCCUGGCCGGAGGCUAGAGGUGGCCGUCCGGGCUCCCGCCCGGCCCUCGCCUCCUGCGCCCGCGGACCCCGCCGCCCGGCCUCGGCGGGACGAUGCUGGAGUCCAUUCGCGUGACGGAAAAGCUUCACUGGCCUGAGCAAGAACUUGCUAAGAAGUCUAUUCUAAAUGCAGAAGAUUCAUUGAUCGCUGACAGCAAAAGAAACAUUUCCCAUUUACCCCCUGGAAUACUAAAGGACAUUUUCACAACUGGAACCAGUAGUUACAAUGUCCUACUACAGAGCAAGGAGGAGAAAAAGCAUCAUUCACAAAAAGAGUCUUCCUCCAUCCACUCCAAAAGAUGUAGAAAACCCAGCAAAUCUCCUAGCUCUUCUCAUAGCAAAGAUUCUCACAGGACGAAAACCCCAGUGCCUGUGACAAGCAGCAGUAGUUGGUACUGCUUGGAGAGGCAGCCUGCUGUUUUUGUCACUAGUUCAUUGUCAAGUCCUGUAAAGUUUACACAUGAUAUCUCUGUUACAGGGAGCAGCCUAGGACUGCCACCUAAACCCAAAAGCAAGGUCAAGUGGCAUCAUUUCUCCACACUUCCAAAGCCAAAGCCACAGCCGCAACCUCAGCUGUCUAGAAGCUUUGAAAAAGAUGACUUUUCUGGAAAAAAAUUUUGUAUAUUGACUGCUAUAAAGCCUACCAACUUGGAGAAAGAAAAACUGAGAUUCUUCAAAUCUGACUAUACCUACAAUCCUCAAUUUGAAUAUGCUAAUCCUGCUCUCCCAAGUGUGUUAGCCAAGCACAGCAAUGCAUCUGACCGAUUUCUUAAGCAGUCCAUCAAUAUUAUGGAACUGACUUUACAGAAAUAUGGAAGUUAUGAAAAAUUUGAACAAGCCACUGGUGGUAGCUUGCUUUCUAAACCUCGAAUCUGGAGUCAUGUUAGGAAGUACAUGAUGAAGGAAGGCUGCCUGGGGGAGAUUGUAGUUCAUCUCACUGAGGACCUGCUGUCCCGGGCUUCAAUGACAGUGGUGAACGGAUGUCCAACUCUGACCAUCAAUGUCUCCACUGCACGUGAGCAUUGGCUGGAGGGAAUGCUGAGGCAUGAAAUAGGUAGGAGCAACCUUUUUCGCGGUAUUAACAACCUCAGCGCGUGGAACAGUUGGAAUGGCCGUAAAAAACAUGGAUCUAAAGCAAUAUUCAAUCCCAGAGGGAAGGCUAGCAAGUUAGUUCACAGUGUCCUGUUUAGAAAGACCCGUUUUUUAUGAGAGGCUGCCUCCUUACUACAGUUUAUCGGCCAGUCCAAAUGUUCUUUUGGACUCUUCAAAGAUAUUGGCAAGUUUGUCAAGGACCCCAAUACAAGAUGGGAUUAUUGUGUACGGGCCAAAAGGGGAUGGACUGAUACUUCCCAACCAGGGUGUUUUAGUAAAGACCAGGUGUACUUGGAUGGAAUUCUUCAAAUCCUCCGAUACAGAAAUACCAUAGACUUUCAUCUACUUACAGCCCUGGGAAAGGUUUCUUAUGAAGAUGUGGAUCGCUUAAAAGGAUUGGCAGUUAUUGAAAACAUGAGGGUCCCUCACUUCCUGCAGGACCAUAGCCGAUAUAUGGAACACUUACAGAAGAUCAUGGAAGUGAAUGAACUGACUGACAGGGAACUGAAAGACCUUAUAAGUAAUUAGCAUUCUUGCAAACAUAGCUAAACCAUACCUCCUUGUAUAUUACCAAUUGGGUGCAGUUAGCACCAGCAUAUUUAUAAAAGAAGAAUGGCUGUUUGAGUUUUCUGAA